Dentiscutata erythropus is the source of this 168-nucleotide messenger RNA. The record is from the annotation of a GenBank genome assembly. Lineage: Eukaryota; Fungi; Glomeromycota; Glomeromycetes; Diversisporales; Gigasporaceae.
AUGAGGUUUAGCCGAAACUUUUCAAACCUUGCCGAAGGUUUAAGAAACGCUGUAUCUUUGGGACUUCAAGGAUUGUACACUUCGGAACUGCAGCCACAUCCGGGUGAUAAUUUUCCCGUUCACAACAUAUCAAUAUCGAUGUCCCCUAAAAUUAUUGGUGAAUUAUAA